Diospyros lotus (date-plum) is the source of this 1353-nucleotide messenger RNA. RefSeq names its product uridine nucleosidase 1-like. Gene Ontology annotation, cellular component: cytosol. Gene Ontology annotation, biological process: purine nucleoside catabolic process. Gene Ontology annotation, molecular function: purine nucleosidase activity. The transcript is spliced from 9 exons. The record is from RefSeq and is a predicted model, not a curated record. The coding region runs from base 78 to 1124 and encodes 348 amino acids. NCBI's taxonomy places the organism in Eukaryota, Viridiplantae, Streptophyta, Magnoliopsida, Ericales, Ebenaceae.
GUCUGUGGUAUGCGGCUGCCUCAUGCAUAGAAGUAGCUAAGAACACGAGUUUGGUUUGCGGAUCAGCAACUCUCGCAAUGGCUUCUCCGGUCGUGUCGAGCUCCAAUGGAAGUGUCAGUGUGGAUGGUCCUAAGAAGAUCGUUAUCGAUGCAGAUCCUGGUAUUGAUGAUAGCAUGGCAAUCUUGAUGGCAUUUCAGAGCCCAGAGCUGGAGAUCUUAGGCUUCACCACAGUUUUCGGCAAUGUCACUGCAGAAACUGCCACUCUCAAUGCUCUCCGCCUGUCCGAGGUUGCAAAUCGGUCGGAUAUUCCGGUGGCAGAAGGCUGCUCGGAGCCUCUCAUGGGUGGAAAGCCAACAGUGGUAGACUAUGUUCAUGGCAAAGAUGGGCUGGGGAACAUCACUUUGAAUCCUGAAACGUCCGACGAUGUUCCUUUGGUUCCAAAAUCCAAUAACAUUGAAAUGGCCGGACCUCAGUUUUUGGUGGAUACUGUUGCUCAACACCCCGGCCAAGUCACCGUUCUAGCACUGGGACCAUUAACAAACUUGGCACUCGCCCUGAAAUGGGACACAUCCUUUGCCAGCAACGUCAAAGAGAUUGUGAUCCUGGGUGGAGCUUUCUUUGCUCUGGGAAAUAUAAAUCCUGCCGCUGAAUCAAAUAUCUUACAGGAUCCUGAAGCAGCCGAUAUUGUGUUCACAUCCGGGGCAAAUAUUUCUGUAGUUGGCAUCAAUAUAACAACACAAGUCAAAUUAACAGAUGAGGAGCUUCAAGAUAUAAGGAAUUCUAAUGGAAAAUAUGCCAAGAUCGUCACAGAUAUGUGCGUGUUCUAUGAAGCUUGGACUGAAAAAUCUGAUAAAUUCAAAGGGAUCUUCCUCCAUGAUCCAACCUGUUUCGUGUCUCUUGUUCGGCCUGAUCUAUUCACUUAUACACAAGGGGUAGUUCGCGUCCAGAUAGAGGGGAAAUGUAGAGGACUUACCCUUUUGGAUCCGGGCCAAAAAGAAUGGAAUUCCGAUAAUGCAUGGACGGUAGAAGUCGACGGAGUUGGGAAACCCAUUGUUUCAGUUGCAAUGGCGGCUCAAGUUGAUGAAAUUCGUGAUUAUGUCAAGAAUCUGUUGAUGCAACCCUGAUCUGUUUAUUCUUUUAUUUGUCCCAUUUUGUUCAAGUACUUAACCAUAAGCUUUCUGGGAUGUCUUCUUGGUGAUUAAUGAUCUGUUAAUUCUGGGUCUUGUUGUUGUUAAUUUGUUUCUACUCAAAGUCAAAGUCAGUUCUAAUCUGUCUUCUUCCUACUUCUGAACACUGCCACUUGUAUUUGUAUCUGCGUCUAUUUUUAUAUUAAUGAAUAAUGUUUCAUCUUCA